Molecule: messenger RNA, 3725 nt
Organism: Bombina bombina (fire-bellied toad)
Lineage: Eukaryota; Metazoa; Chordata; Amphibia; Anura; Bombinatoridae
Gene: TOLLIP
Product: toll interacting protein
Exons: 6
Coding region: 248-925 (225 amino acids)
Biological process (GO): ubiquitin-dependent protein catabolic process
Cellular component (GO): cytoplasm
Molecular function (GO): ubiquitin conjugating enzyme binding; ubiquitin binding
Source: RefSeq, a predicted model, not a curated record
UAUCUUCAAAAUAGGUGAAAGGAAUUCAUUUGGUUUCCCACUCACUAAGGUUUAGCAUGUUCAUUACAGGAAGAAGCAACGUUUGCAUUUGUGGAAAAUAGUUACCAGUUGCCCUCUGUACGGACUGUCAACCAAGGUUUUCAUUGGAGAACUGCCCCAGGACUUUCUGCGCAUCACCCCAACUCAGCAGCAACAACAGAUUCAACAGGACGCCCAGGCUGCUCAGCAGUUGCAGUACUCUGGAGCAAUGGGAACCAUGGGACGACUUAGCAUCACUGUUGUUCAGGCGAAGCUUGCUAAGAAUUAUGGAAUGACUAGAAUGGACCCCUACUGUCGAGUCCGUUUAGGGUAUGCAGUGUAUGAGACCCCCACUGCUCACAACGGUGCUAAGAACCCCCGGUGGAACAAGGUGAUCCAAUGCACUGUUCCACCUGGAGUAGAUUCAUUUUACCUGGAAAUUUUUGAUGAGAGAGCAUUUUCCAUGGAUGACCGUAUUGCCUGGACACAUAUUACCAUCCCAGAGACCUUGAAGGAAGGGAAAGUCGUAGAUGAAUGGUUCAGCCUUAGUGGAAGGCAAGGAGAUGACAAGGAGGGCAUGAUAAACCUGGUGAUGUCCUACACGUCAGUGCCAGCAGCAAUGAUGAUGCAGCCACAACCAGUAGUCCUGAUGCCCACUGUGUACCAACAGGGUGUUGGCUAUGUGCCUAUUGCAGGUAUGCCAACUGUGUACAACCCUGCAGUGCCCAUGGCUGUCCCACAGCCACCUCAUAACCCCCAGCAUGUGAUACGGGAUGAGGACCUAAAAGCCAUUCAGGAUAUGUUCCCCACCAUCGAUCAUGAGGUCAUCCGAUCUGUUCUGGAGGCUCAAAGAGGAAACAGAGACGCUGCCAUCAACUCCCUGCUUCAAAUGGUGGAAGAAUCAUAAUGACCGCACACUUUUUGCGCCUUUACUCCUUUCCUUGCCAGUGUCCUGUUUGACUUGCCAAGAUGGGAACUUCCAUUUUUCUCUUACGAUCUGUGAAUUGUUGCAUCAUGGAUUCCCCUUUUUUGUUGACUUUGCAAUGUUGUCUUCUCCUCAGCUUCUUUUAAAAUGGUUUCAGAAGUUGGAGGAUCCCUCACAUUCCUCUGACUCCACAGUGACUUUAUUAAUGUUCAUAGGCUCUUUUGAAGUCUAUUUGUGGGCUCAGUCCACACGUUUAAGUGUUAUCUGUGAUAGAAAUAAAGUGUAGAUAUUAGGAUGACUUAGAAUACUAAGCAGUUUGACAAAAGUUGCUGCCUUUUUGACAUAUUCAUGUGUUUGUUCUUUAAUAAUGUCCGAUAUUAAUACCCUAAUAUUAUUCUGCAUUGUACUUAUAAUGGAAGGGAAGCCCUUUUUUUCAAAUGUAUUGCUUAAAUUGAUAUAUCUCCAUGUUGCAAUGAUGGUAGAAGUAACCAGUUCAGGUCUGGCGGCUGUGCUUGUUAACCAUACAGACUGCACAGUAACCCUACAGGCAGUGUUUAAGCUACCUAGGCUAAUGGUGACAACAAUAUAGUAUUGUGUAUGGGCCACUAAAACUUACUUUAUGUCAUAAUCACAUUAUAUGCUGCUGUUAAGCUAUAACCAAAAUUGGAGUGAUGCACGUAUUGGGACAAAGUUAUAACACUGGUGUAUUUAUUUUCUUGGUUUUUAAGUGCAAUAAUAAGAUUUGGAAUUAAUAGCAUUGCUAGCAUGGAGCUGCAGGAAUAGCACACGUUGUAAAAGGGUGAUCAUAUAGUGCUUUAUCAGACGUAAGAGAUCGGGAGGGGCAAGAAGGGGUUAGAUUGAACAACAUUUUUAAUAGAUUUUAAUUGUUUUGUUUUUUUUGUGCCAUAACUUUCCUUUAGAUUGUGCUUGCCCGAGCUAAGGUCUGGGGGCAAUAAUUGUCCCUCUGUGGCAUUUUAUUUGGUCCUUCACUUGUCCAAACUGAAUACUUAUGUGAUGAACCAGCGAGGAGCUUAAUUUGAUUUUAUGUUGGCAAUAUUGCUCUACAAGCAGUAUAUGUGCUGUUAGACAUGUAAAGAAGCAGGGUUUCUCAAAGUGACGCGUUAAUUAAAACUUGUGCCGGUAAUUUAUGCAAGAUUGUACAAAUUCUGUUUAAUGUAACUGUAUUUUUACAUUUUGUAUCUGUCUUCUCACUGAAAUCCACAUUUCUUUUAUUUGUUUCUGCUCAAAGCAAGUUCUACAGCACAGUAAAAAAGUGCUUAGUAUUAAAGGGACAGUAUACUGUAAAAUGGUUUUUCCCUUAAUGUGUUUACAAUUGCUUUUUUUACCAACUGCAGAGUAAAAAAUGUAUGAAAAUGAGCUUUUUUAGGCUUAUUUGUGUAUAUUAAAGCUCUGAUUUUGUGUUUUGAAGCCACAACCUAAUAAAAUGGGUUGAGCUUGUAGGUAUAAUCAGAUCUCAUUACUGUAUCACAUUGUGCAAAUAUACCUGCUUCUUUAUCUUAUAUCUGUCCUUAAAACAAUCACCAGUACUUUGAGAGAACAAUGGAAAAUCAACAUUUUAUUACCUUAUCUCUGCUAUAUCCCACUGGGAGUGUAAUUUCUUCUGCUGGCUGAGUUUACAAAGCUUAUCUAUAGCUGGUACGCGCGGCCACAAACUUUCAGAAUAGGUGGGGAUACCACAUGCUAAAUCAACAAUUUCAAAUGCCAAUAUAAGGGUAAAGGAGCUACUUGUAAACAAUUUAAUACACUCCAGCAGGUAAAGUGGAUCAUUGGGAACAAAUUAAAGGGGAGAAAAUGUUUGAGUAAACUGUCCCUUUAAGCUGCAUGAGAUUACAAUCUUCAAAACAAACUUUACAUCCUCACCACUUCUCUAAAGAAGGGAGAAUGUGUCAGCAACACAAUAGUUUUAGUCCUCAUACUGGUUCUGUGUGGGGUUUACCCAACCUAACUAAAUAACAAGAUUUCAACACCAUUGGCCAACCAGCAUCAUUCAAAGACGCACAGACACUGGCAAAACGAGACAAAUAAUAUUACCUUUUAUAUCUGACCAACAGCAAAGGUGUUUAAAUAUUGGGCGUGUAUCUGAGAGAAAGUGAAGGGGGUGUGAGGUGAGUGGAUAAGAGGUGUAAAAUAAAGGAUGGAAGUUUUUUUCUUCUAUGGUAAACAUUUUUUAUUUUCUCCAGAGUAGAGAGUAAGAUCACAGAAGACUGCUACAGCCACACACGCUUCUAUUUCAGCUGCCUAGCACUGGCUUUCAGUCUCAUCUGUUUUAGGAUCACAUUAACUACCCCCAUAAUCAAGAACCUUUAACAGAUGCCCACAAAUGUGUUCAACUAAUGUGAAUAUCUUUGUGUCGUCCAAUAUACUAAAGCUGAGACUUGAUUAUGCACAAUCUCAUGUACACUUUGAUAAUCGUUAACCUUGUUAGAUGCCAGAAAUUUGCCUAGGGCCCUACUUGCUCUAGAACUCCUUGAUUCUGGUGUUUCUGUGCGGAUGCUGAAGUCAUAAAGGGUUUAAUUUAAAGUAAAUAUCUGUACUCCUUUAUGCCAAGUGUAAAUCCCCCAUAGCUCUUCUGUGUUCAGUCUAGUAUUACAUUUUUUACUUAAUUCAAAUCUCUAAUUGAAAUAUACACUAUCUGUCUUUUAUCUGGUUUAUUUCCUGAUAUAUUUGUUCAUAAUAAUGGCUACUGAUAUCCUAUAUUAAAUUGCAUUUAGCGAUAAAUGUGAAAUGCAUGUGUACUAUAUUAAAAAAUUAUAUUGUUUUA